AUGAACGGCAAAAACGAGCAGAAAGGAAACAGAUUCGUCGUCGAGACGCUUUCGGGAUUUAACAUCGAAGGCUUAUCCAUAGGCGGUCAAGAAACAAGCAUCAUCUUUCCUCAACUCAAACUGUGUUUUGAUAGCGGAAGGUGCUAUCAAAGAUGCGUAUACGCGGACACGAUGUGUUUGACGCACACCCACAUGGACCACAUCGGUGGUUUGGGGAUGUAUAUAGCGAGUAGAAACUUACUUUCGUUACCACCACCUACGAUACUGGUGCCAGAAUCAAAGAUUGAAGCGAUUUCGAACUUUAUAGACGCGCUGAGAGUGUUGGACGAUAGUGACCUUCCGCAUGAAAUGAUACCUUUCGCGCCGUCCGCGGAAACGUGUUAUUCGAUGAAGAACAAAAACUAUAAGAUUAAAGCGUUUGAAACCGUGCACCCCAUUGCGAGUCAAGGGUAUGUUAUUCUUUCGACGAAGCAGAAGUUGAAAGAUGAAUAUUUAUCGCUGAAAGGAAGUGAAAUAAAAGCUUUAAAAGAUGACGGCGUGGAAAUUACCGAUACGGUGGACGUGCCGGAAAUUAUGUUUACGGGAGAUACGACGAUGGACUUUUUACACUCUUCUCCUCAGGAAGUUAUUCAGGAAGGUUUGAAGUCGCGAUUAGUGUGUCUCGAGUGCACUUUCUUCAACGACGACGUCUCACCUGCAGACGCGAAACGAUUCGGUCACACGCACGUAAGAGACAUAGCCGAAAACGCGGACCGUUUCCGCGAAUGCGAAAAUAUUUUGUUGAUUCACUUUUCGGCAAGGUAUACCCGUGAAGAGAUUCGGGAGGGUCUGCGAAAUCAGCUCGCUGAAUCGCACGCGUGGCUCUACGCGAAAAUUACGCCGAUGCUUGCUGGAUACGAUUGA
This is a messenger RNA of Bathycoccus prasinos, 903 nucleotides long. RefSeq lists its product with no specific name. The record is from RefSeq and is a predicted model, not a curated record. The coding region runs from base 1 to 903 and encodes 300 amino acids. Lineage: Eukaryota; Viridiplantae; Chlorophyta; Mamiellophyceae; Mamiellales; Bathycoccaceae. The transcript has a single exon.